This is a messenger RNA of Rhizoctonia solani, 1578 nucleotides long. RefSeq names its product Cellulase (glycosyl hydrolase family 5 protein). Gene Ontology annotation, cellular component: cell surface; extracellular region. Lineage: Eukaryota; Fungi; Basidiomycota; Agaricomycetes; Cantharellales; Ceratobasidiaceae. Gene Ontology annotation, biological process: glucan catabolic process. Gene Ontology annotation, molecular function: beta-glucosidase activity. The record is from RefSeq and is a predicted model, not a curated record. The coding region runs from base 1 to 1578 and encodes 525 amino acids. The transcript has 14 exons.
AUGAGGCUUCACUCUGUUGCUCUGGGCACCGGCCUGCUUGGUGCCUCCGCCGUUUCCGCGGCGAAGAAUAGCUUGCCAGUGAACAAGGUGUACGGUACUAACCUUGGAAGCUGGUUAUUGGCUGAACCUUGGAUGUUUCCUAAUGAAUGGGUAAAUAAAAUGGGCGGCGAUAGCUGUGAGGCCGAUUGUUCCUCUUGUGCGUUCAGCGAAUUCGAUUUGGUUAAAAAGCUCGGUCAAGAGCAAGCAGACAAAGUGUUCAAUGAACACUGGGCCACAUGGUUCACCGAGAAGGACGCGGACAUCAUCAAGAAUGCAGGCCUCAACACGAUUCGUAUCCCACUCGGCUACUGGAUCGUCGAAUCCCUUGUAGACCGCUCUACUGAAUACUACCCUCGCGGUGGAAUGAAGUACCUGAAGAAAGGUCUUCGCUGGCUCAAGCAAAGGGGUAUUCACGUCAUGCUUGAUCAUCACGCUUUGCCUGGUGUCGCGUCUGCCAACCAGAUGUUCGCAGGCCGCUGUACGACUGAUGUCCAAUUCUACACCGAGAAAAACUACAAGCGAGCGUUGAUCUGGGCUGGAGUUAUGACCGUUCUGACCCACACCGAUCCCGAUUGGAGUACUAUCUUCUCCAUUGAGGCUAUCAAUGAGCCAACUCAGGACGCUACCAAGACCCCUGGAUACGGUGACUAUCAAAAACGAUUCGUCAAAGUUGUCCGACUCGUCGAAUUCGGCCUUGGAGUCCGGUGCCCAGAGACCGAUUACACCAAGAUCUUCACCAAACCUUCGUAUAAAAAAUCCUUUGACAAGGGCUUGAUUGCCGUCGCUGCUCAAGUGGAAGACAAGGUGCUUGCUGAGGUGUUGAAAGAGGUAAACGCUGCCAUGAAAACAAUAAACGCCGACCUUAACCUCAGCGUUGACCUGGACGUCGAUGUGUCUUUAUCGGUGUCGGUCGACGAAUCCGUGCCGGACGUCGAGAAACGCGAGGCGGCAGAACCGAUCGUUCCUCAUGGAUCCAGCUUUGAACGCCGCAACGCUCGCAGGCGUCUCCAUCACGAACGAGGCCUCUCAGCCAAGUUUGGCAAGGACGUAUGCCGUAAUUGCUUGUCAACUUCAUUCCAAAAUAUGCACUGGCAAUACAACAACCCACCCAACCCGGCUGAUGCUGCUAAUGGACCUCAAGUCUACGAUGCUCACUUGUAUUUCUCGUUUGGUGGCGUUGCUGACCCCAAUCCCGAGUCCUAUAUGAAAACCAUCUGCAAUACAAACCGCGUGGCAGAGGCAACGGCGGUCGGCAACCGCCCGCUUGUAUUCGGCGAAUGGUCUGUCGCCACCAACUUCAAGACUGAGCCUCAGUUCUACAAGGAUUGGCUGGAUGCCCAGAGGACUAUCUAUGCUGGUCAGGCCGACGGCUGGCUCUUCUGGAGUUACAAGCUUGAAGAGGGCAACAAGUACACUCCUGACAUGUCAUGGUCUGCGACUUACAAUGCUGGGUACUUUGACCCGAAGGAUCCCAGCAAGCUUAACAACCCAGAUAUUUGCAAGCCUUGGAUCGCAAACAGCACCGCUACCUCGGCUUGA